Messenger RNA from Indicator indicator, 3696 nucleotides. RefSeq names its product regulator of G protein signaling 22 (gene RGS22). Gene Ontology annotation, biological process: regulation of signal transduction. The record is from RefSeq and is a predicted model, not a curated record. Lineage: Eukaryota; Metazoa; Chordata; Aves; Piciformes; Indicatoridae. Bases 1 to 3696 code for a protein of 1231 amino acids. The transcript is spliced from 27 exons. Gene Ontology annotation, molecular function: G-protein alpha-subunit binding.
AUGCAGUCGAAGAGGAUUACCACCGAGCCUCCCUCUAUAACAGAAGAAGUGUUUGAAGAAUGUUUGGCCACAGAUGAUAUGUUUGUGGACUACUUCAAUGAAUUUUUGAGUCUUCCAACUUUUGCCCAGCCAGUGAAAUUUAACUCUGACUUUGGGGUUUUCGAAGUAGUUAAUGAUGCCCCACAACACCUGGAAAGCCAGCUGAAAAAAAAUCUACAUGAUCAGAAGUCUCCAAACCUCAUUUACAACGUCCUGAGGAAAGCAAAGGACGAUGGGCAGACCUCCAAACUGCGCAGCGCUUCUCCAGCCCUCGCUGUUGAUCCAAAUGACACCACUAUGUACCUUGAUCGAGAGCAAGCAAUGCAGUGGAUUAAGGAAGAAAGGCUUCCAGCAUUUCUGGAGAGUGACUGCUACUUUGAAUACAGGCUAGCUAAACUGAUAUCACAGGUGGAAUGGAGCAAGACUGGCAUUAAUUUCAUUAUUGAUAGUGACUAUUAUCCUUGGAGAAGGAAGCAAGACCCAGGUUCUCCCUCUCUUGGGGAGGAUGACUCUUUGUUGACUCUGAAGAAGUUUGGCCAGGCCAAACAGAGUGAAUCCAGGAACACUACAUAUACAUUUCUGCAUCCUCCAGACCCUGGUCAAAUUCAGGAUACUCAGUGUUUGCCUGGGCAGCAUGUAAAAGAGAGCUUUCUGGAACCAGGUUCACUCUCUGACGAGUGCCAUCAGCAGGGUUUCCUUUCCCCUUCAAGGCCAGCAUCACCAAAAGCUCAAAUCAUUAAGGAAAGAUACAGAGAAGAUGAGGAAGAUUUUUUUGUUGCCAUUACUGAAUCUCCUUCCCACAAUCAGUUAAGAGUUUAUCUGGACCCCAAAUGGGACAAUGCACCAAAAGAAGAAAAUGGACACAAAAGCACAACUUUGACAGCAAAAACAUUCCUACCUGCUCAUGUUCAGUCUGUAAUGAAGGAAGCUGUUUCAGAACUGACCCAGCAGACAGCUGCUGACAUCGGGACAAGUAAUGAAUUUGCCCACAGAACUGAACAAGAUACUGAAGAAGUUAGCUUGAGAUCAGGUUCUGAAAGUGAUGGGGCUGACAGCAGGGCUGCCUGGUGUGUUAGUCACAGGACUUAUGACACAGGCAACAGACACCAGUUUGAAAGAUUCAAGAAAUUCAUCAAAGGAACACUUGGGGAAAGGUACUGGUGGCUCUGGAUGGAUAUUGAAAGGCUGAAGGCUCUUAAGGACACUACAAGGCAGCAAAGGCAACUCAGCAAGAUGAAAACACUGUAUCUGCUGAGCAGUGGAGACUAUUGCCUCAGCUCAGAAGUGUUGCUCAGACUGAAUCUGCUGCAUGGAGAUCAGUGGAAUAUAAACCAUUUGAGAUGGAUUCAGCCUGAAAUAGUGAAACCUCUGCUUCUUUACUGGGGUCCCAGAUUUUGUGUUACUCAUUCAACAGCAAUAGAAACUGCCAGUGCAAAACUGAAGCUCUGGUACACAUGCCAGGAGAGACCAAGGGUGGACAUUGAUCCAUUUCCACAAAUAGUAUCAUUAGUACCAUGGACACCUAAGUCUUGCAUCCCAGGGAUACCACCAUCCCUUCCUCAGAUUUCAUCAGGAUUAUCACCAACCCUGCCAUCAGAUCAGAGUCCCCCAAGGGAUAUUUCAAGCAGCAGAAUGUGGCCAGAGCCAAUGAGCAGAGACAUGAUUCAUUGCUUAGGUUUAGAGGACACCGAAGUCUCAGGAUACCAGGGUCAGAGAAAGUAUACCUAUGCUGAGCUGCUCUCAGGGUACAGCGCUGCUGGCAGUGUUGUCGUAGGGGGAUCAAGAAUGGAAAGCAUGCUGCAAUCUCUUUAUUUGGAGAACAGAGCAGGCUACCACUUCACACAAUUCUGUGAGAAAUCAGGGAAUAAGUUGUGGAAGAACAGCGUGUACUUCUGGUUUGACCUGCAGGCAUAUCAGCAGCUUUUCUACCAAGAAACUCUUCAUCCUUUUAAAAUAUGCAAGCAAGCUCAAUUCCUUUAUGCAACCUACAUUGCCCCCUCUGCCAGUAUGGACAUUGGACUUCAUCAGAGUAAGAAAAACAUGAUUUAUCAGAAAAUUGACCCAGCCUUUGAGGAUCUUUUUGACCCAGCAGAAGAAUAUGUCCUCACCGUUCUGCUGGAGCCAUGGAUGAAGAUGAUGGAAGCAGACAAAGACACUUAUGGAAAGGUGGAGCUGGUGGAAGAAGCUCAACAGCUGGAUUCCGUGUACUUUAGAAAGCUCCAGGCUUUGCAUCACGAGAGUGGUUCCAAGAAGGAUGAGAGUACUGUUGCUGACACUGCUCUGCUGCCCUGCCCUGGUGCUCUCAAAGAAGAUCAGCACUCAGGUCAAAUACCCAAAGAGCUGGCAGGUCCUCAACUAUCUGACCUGAUCCAUGACAAAGAGAAGCUAGAGCAGUUCCGGGCUUUCCUCAGCGAGCAUUCUGCUGGCAUGGAUCUCAUGUGCUGGCUAGAUAUUGAACAGUUCAGAAAGAUGCUUCACCAGGAUAAAGAAAAAAGGGAGGAAAAGUCUGAGAAAAUCCAAAGCAAGUACUUCAACGAAAAAUACUUAUUUGGACCUAAUAGCCCUGCCAGCAGAGAACAGAAAGAACAGCUAAUGCGUUCAGGUGGAGGAUGGGGACAAAUCCCUCACGAUCAAUUUUCAGCAGCAGUUCUGCUAGAAGUUCAACAAUGUGUCCAGAAGAGAUUAGAGAAACAAUGGCUGCCAUUGUUCCUGGCAGAGGAACACCGCGGGGCGCACAGACGAGCAAAGCAUGUGGACACUCAGUGGCUGUCUUCACCCAGUGACAUCAUUGCCUUCCGCCAAGCACUGCUGAACCCAGUGACAGCAAAGGAGUUUCAGUGCUUCCUGUCCUUGAGAGGGGACCUGCUGGAGAACGGGGUGCUCUUCUGGCAGGAGGUGCAAAAGUACAAGGACCUGUGCCAUUCUCACUGUGAUGAUGCCACAGUCCAGAAAAAGAUCACAGCUAUUAUUGACCGCUUCAUUAAUUCUGCCAUACCCCCAGCUCUGCAGAUUGACAUCCCAGCUGAACAAGCAAAGAAGAUUUUGGAGCACAGGAAGGAGCUAGGACCUUACAUUUUUAGAGAGGCACAGAUGACUGUUUUUGCUCUUCUGUUUAAAUUCUGGCCAAAGUUUUCUAAGUUUCGAAGCAAUGCAGACAGUGACAAAAUUCUGCUUGCCUUGGAGAGAGAAAGGAGCAAAAGGAUGCGAAAGAAGGAAUGGAAAACAGCAGAGGAAAAGCUUGCAAAGUUUCAGAGUAAAGAAGUGGAGAGAAAGCUCAGCAGUCUGGCAGGCAGUGCUUCAGCAAAUGAGACUGGUAUGGAGAGAGGCCUAGCUUCAUUUUCAGAUGGAUAUGGACAGCAGGCUUCCUGGUCCUUCUCCAAAUACAUAGAAGCCUUGGAGCAGGAGAGAAUCCUCCUUAAAAUGCAAGAAGAUCUGGAGAAAAACUCUUCAUCACUCCUUACAGGUUCUCCAUCUGUGUCCUUUCCAAAGCCUGAAAACUCUGAAAAAUCAAACACUUCUUCAAGGACUAGUGUGACUUUGAAGAAACAUUCAGUUCCUCUCAAGAAACAAGUCUUCAAUAAGGUUCUGUCGCUCCAGCACUUUGGAUUAAUACCAAACACCAGAGUCUACACUUUUUACCUACCUGCUGUGAACUAA